Molecule: messenger RNA, 1854 nt
Organism: Suricata suricatta (meerkat)
Lineage: Eukaryota; Metazoa; Chordata; Mammalia; Carnivora; Herpestidae
Gene: BSPRY
Product: B-box and SPRY domain containing
Exons: 6
Coding region: 71-1018 (315 amino acids)
Molecular function (GO): protein binding
Source: RefSeq, a predicted model, not a curated record
AGAGCUGCGGAACAAGAUUGUGGACCAGUGUGAGAGGCUGCAGUUUCAGAGUGCCAGCAUCACCAAGUAUAUGGCCAAGGUCCUGCCAGGGAAGAACCAGAGAGCAGUGAGCACGGCCAGCGCGGCGCGGGAGCUGGUCAUCCAGAGGCUGGGCGUGGUGAGGAGUCUGUGUGAGAGCGAGGAGCAGCGGUUGCUGGACCGGGUGCACGGCGAGGAGGAGCGGGCCCACCAGAGCAUCCUGACGCAGCGCGUCCACUGGACCGAGGCGCUGCAGAAGCUCGACGCCAUCCGGACCAGCCUGGUGGACAUGCUCACCCACCUGGAUGACCUCCAGUUGAUUCAGAAGGAGCAGGAGAUUUUUGAAAGGACCGAGGAAGCAGAAGGCAUUUUGGAUCCCCAGGAGUCGGACAAGUUAAACUUUGACGAGAAGUGCAUUCGGAGCUCACUACUCACCCAACUCUGGGUGACCGCGGUUCUCGGGUGCCUCUCAGGCACGGAGGAUGUGCGUAUCGACGAGAGGACUGUCAGCCCCUUCCUGCAAUUGUCAGAUGAUCGAAGGACCCUGACCUUCAAUGCCAAGAAGUCCAAGGCCUGUGCCGACGGUCCGGAGCGCUUUGACCACUGGCCCAAUGCCCUGGCCGCCACCUCCUUCCAGGCUGGGCUGCACACCUGGAUGGUGAGCGUCCAGAACAGCUGUGCCUAUAAGGUGGGCGUGGCCUUAGGCCAGCUGCCCCGCAAGGGCUCUGGCAGUGACUCCCGUCUGGGCCACAACACCUUCUCCUGGGUCUUCUCCCGCUAUGACCAGGAGUUCCGGUUCUCGCACGCUGGGCAGCACGAGCCCCUGGCGCUGCUGCGGUGCCCGGCCCAGCUGGGCGUGCUCUUGGACUUGCAGGCACAGGAACUGCUGUUCUUCGAGCCGGCCUCGGGCACGGUGCUCCACAGCCACCACGCGCCCUUUUCUGGGCCCCUCUUCCCCGUCUUUGCUGUGGCCGACCAGACCAUUUCCAUCAUCCGCUGACCUUUGGCUACUAUGCCUCGAGGCCACGUUCAUGCCCAGUGCCCUUUUCCCAAAUGUUGCCCUAAGGGGACAGCUUUAGGAGGGGUAGGGAUCCAUUUCAGAUCUGGGUACAGCCGUUAAAUGCUGGGUAUCUGGGGGGAGCCUCUGCUCCCUGGGCCUUAGUCUCCUGCAUCCACCGUGCAUCAGCCCUUCUGAGGGUGUCUUGUUCACCACUUUAUCUCUGGCAUCCGGCAUGGUGCCCGGUGCCUAGGGAUUGUGCAAUAAAUAUUUGGCGAAUGUAUGGACGGAUGGAAAGAUGCCUGGGUGUGUGUGGUAGACUCUUCUGGAAAAGCACAGCCUUCCAGCCCUCUGCCCCCAGCUUGGAGCAUGUCCUGUGGCUGAAACUUCCAUCCCUCAGUUUGGUGCUUCUCAGUCCUUUUCCUGACAUGGCACAGGGAGAAAAUCUUUUUCUGGCCCACAAGGACACCUGAAAGGGAUCCCGGACUCCUGCUAGGCUGCUCUUGGCCAGAGCGGGAGCUGUGUCGUCCGAGCAGGUCCAGCGUGGGGGCUCAGAAGAUUGAGGGGAUCCUACCUGCAGGUAACUGGGCCGCAGCACACCCAUUGGCAGCUCUGCCUUGGAGUUGGCCGCUGAGCUCAGCUGUGCCCACCUGUGGUAACAGGGGUGAACUUUCUCCCCACCUGCAGCUAAUGAGGGUUCCCGCCUAAGGCCCCCCCUCCCCAACCAACACAAUGUGGAGACCUGGGGUGAGGGCUUCAAGCCCAUGAGAGAGCUGAAGGAGUAAGAGAGCCAGCCUUAUGGAACAUGUAUGUUAUUAAAGGUUUUACAAGAGUCAAAA